Mycena indigotica is the source of this 1557-nucleotide messenger RNA. Its product is annotated as MFS Git1p-related glycerophosphoinositol. Gene Ontology annotation, biological process: transmembrane transport; carboxylic acid transport. Bases 100 to 1557 code for a protein of 485 amino acids. Lineage: Eukaryota; Fungi; Basidiomycota; Agaricomycetes; Agaricales; Mycenaceae. Gene Ontology annotation, cellular component: plasma membrane. The transcript is spliced from 21 exons. Gene Ontology annotation, molecular function: carboxylic acid transmembrane transporter activity. The record is from RefSeq and is a predicted model, not a curated record.
AACCACUCUGAUGCCGUCCAGACAGUUCCCAGCUACUUACCACCGGGAGUCAGCCGAGCGUUCGUCGCCGCCGUUCAAAGUCGGAGCUCUUUGCACACAAUGUCCACGGUUACUUUCAAAGAGCGGCUCAGAGGCGUGUCGCUCAUCUUCGCGUGUGGGACUGCCCUGUUCUCAGAUGGUUAUGCCAACGGUGUAAUUGGAAGCGUAAAUACCCUCCUCAAGCGGACUUAUGGCACAGCAGCAUUCCCCAGCAACUAUAGCACGACCCUCAGCAGUGUGGUUUUUGUGGGUACGGUCCUUGGCAUGGUCAGCUUCGGCUGGAUUUCGGACAAAAUUGGCCGUAAAUCUGGCAUGAUGUCCGCUGCGGCCAUUGUUGCCUUCUUCACGCUUUUAUCUGCGGCGUCAUCUGGUGCAAACCACAGCGUUCAUGGCCUUCUUGCUAUGCUUAUCGUCUCUCGCUUCUUCCUUGGGAUUGGCAUCGGCGCAGAGUACCCUUGUGGCUCGGUAUCAUGCUCGGAACAAACAGAAAGUGAAUCCAUCGCUAAGAAUGCCCAACAUCGGUGGUUCGCUCUCGCCACCAACAGCAUGAUCGACUUCGGAUUCGUCAUCGCUGCGUUUGUCCCUCUGGUUCUAUUCUGGAUCUUUGGGGAGCACCACCUUCGCGCCGCCUGGCGUCUGUCGCUCGGUCUUGGCUUCGUUCCAGCUGCUCUAGUCUUUGUCUGGCGAUGGAACAUGGAGGAGCCUGCCAUGUUCAAGAAAGGUGCUAUGAAAUCAGUCAAGAUUCCCUAUAUGCUCGUUCUUCGCAAAUAUGGCCUCCGGCUUGCCGCCAUCAGCGUUACAUGGUUCAUUUACGAUUUCAUCACCUAUCCUUUCGGCAUUUACUCUUCCACUAUCGUCGAUAGCAUCACCGGUGGUAACUCUUCCUUGACCACCGUCUUUGGAUGGAACGUUGUCAUCAACUUGUUCUACAUGCCCGGAACUAUCAUUGGUGCAUUCGUCGUAGACUACCUGGGACCAAAGUACACUAUGAUCACUGGCUUGCUUUUCCAAGCCCUGUUCGGCUUCGUCAUGAGUGGUGCCUAUGACCACCUUAAGAAGCACAUCGCGGGGUUCGCUGUCAUCUACGGGAUUUUCCUCUCUUUUGGCGAGUUCGGCCCUGGCAACAACCUCGGCCUUCUUGCCAGUAAAAGCAGUCCGACCUGCGUUCGAGGUCAAUUCUAUGGUGUGGCAGCUGCUAUUGGCAAGAUUGGUGCCUUUGUCGGUACCUGGGCUUUCCCACCCAUGAUAGACGCGUUCUCGAAGCAUGGCAGUGACAAAGGCGACACUGGUCCUUUUUGGGUCGGUAGCGGUCUUGCCAUUUUCAGUGCUCUCAUUACGUUCUUCUUCAUCGUACCGCUCUCUCACGAUGGAAUGGCCAAGGAAGAUGCCGAGUUCCGCGCAUACCUCGAGGCCAAUGGUUUCGAUACCUCCCUCAUGGGCUUCGAUGAUUCGGAGAACACACAGACUUCAUCUGUGCAAGAAGAUCAAGACCUCGAUGAGAAGAAGGCGGUUGUGUAA